Messenger RNA from Guyanagaster necrorhizus, 611 nucleotides. RefSeq names its product ankyrin. The transcript has 3 exons. Gene Ontology annotation, molecular function: protein binding. Lineage: Eukaryota; Fungi; Basidiomycota; Agaricomycetes; Agaricales; Physalacriaceae. The annotation marks the transcript as partial. The record is from RefSeq and is a predicted model, not a curated record.
AUGCCCCCAUCUCAUGUUAUCAUCACUCCGACAAAGUCUACCCACCAAGGAGAUGGCAACGGCGGACUCUCGGUAACCAAACAGAUGCGCAACAUCCUGGACCAGCCUGGCUACCUAUCCUUCGAAAUGGGCGGCGAAACUCUUCGAGUACUUUAUAACGACAUAUCCUCUUCCUUUGACCGUCAAGAGCUCACUUAUUUCGGACUAUGCUGCUACCUGGGAGACUACCUCAGAGUCGUUAAGUUACUGAACUGUCAAUUCAUGAAGUCGAAUCUGGAGACACCUCCUCCCUCGAAAGUACAGAGACGCCAUACAGCCAAUCCCCAGCAUAUCGACGUCCUCAAAUAUCUCAUAUCCCGCGGCGCGCCUGUAGACCUUCCAGAUAUCACUGGAUGCACUGCCCUAUCCCACGGAGCCAUGAACCACAUGGCGAAACUCGACAUAGCUCGGGUCCUUCUGGAAUCUGGGUCAGAUCCCAAUCAGCGUAACCGCUACGGCGAAGUCCCUCUACUCGGAUGCUUCCAGACCAACGGAAUCGGCGCUAUCGACCUCCUCAUGGAAUUCGGCGCCGACAUAGACAUUGCAGACGCAGACGGAGUCAAGCCACGGGA